AUGCGGGUGAUUAAUUCUAGCUCGUAUUUUGAGUAUUAAUUGAUUGAAAUGGGGGAGGGGGUAUUUGAAUUUGUUGUUCCAACUUACACCGAGGAAUUUUGUUUUCAGUGAUUUUAAUAGGUUGCAAUUGAUUUGAAGGAAGAGAAUCAUUUUAAGAUGAAGCCAGAAAUACGAGCGUGUUAUGGUGCUUCAGCGGUUGGAUCAGUGGCGGGAAUUUUUAUACUCCUGGCAGGAAUUGUAGCAAUGUUUUCGACGGUUCGUGCGAAGACUGGAUCCAACGAGUAUGACAGCAUGCGAUUCACAGUGGCAAUAGUAACAGUAGGUUUUCUUAUCUUGUUGCUUGGAUUUGCCGGGUGUGUCAUUGGUUUCUGGUGGCAUUUAAAAGAAGAGAAAGAGGCUGAACCUGAACCUGAACCUGAAAAGGAAGAAGAACCAGAAAAAAAGAAUCAGUUUUAUGUUUCUCCAUUUCAUAUCGCAGCUCCGGCACCUUUCGUAUAUGCUUCUCCAACAGUGUUUGCUUCUGUGUACCCAGGUAGCUAUUUAUUACCAGGACAACCAGAUAUUGUUGCACCUUCAGUUUCUGAAUCAGGCGCACCACCACUGGAAGUUGAACCAAAAGGUCCGGACGAAGAGAAGCUAGAAAGCCACUAA
Molecule: messenger RNA, 651 nt
Organism: Limulus polyphemus (Atlantic horseshoe crab)
Lineage: Eukaryota; Metazoa; Arthropoda; Merostomata; Xiphosura; Limulidae
Exons: 2
Coding region: 157-651 (164 amino acids)
Source: RefSeq, a predicted model, not a curated record